UCAAGACGUUUGUAUGGGAUUUUAAACUUUCUUAAAACAAAAAAAAAAUAAAAAAUAUUUUAUAAAUUACGAAAAGACCAACCAACAACAAUUUUUUAACGACACAAAGAAAUUAUAAGAAACUUGUCAAUGAAUUUGAAAUUUUGAUUAAAGAAUUUUUGUGUGGCAGACAAGUGAAAAUAAGAAAUUUUGUAUAUUUUACAAAAAUAAUAAUAAAAAUAAUUAAAAAACAGCUAAUAAUAAUUUAAGCUAAUGUCUUCAUCAGGAGCUUCCAAAAAGAAUUAUACCGAACAUAGUGGUGAACCUGGCUGUGCCACCUCAGGUGAAGUUAAAAAAUUCUUUAGACAUUUCUGGGAUCCCACAUCAUAUUGGGAAUGCGAGGAGCAAGGUAAACCGGCGGCACUUAAACGUUGCGGUGCCUCCGAAUUGUAUUCGGACAAACAUGGGAAAUGUGUUCACUACAGGGAAUGGGAAUGGACUGAACCUACAGAGCCACCAAGUCGCCCAAAGACUCAAUAAAAUAAUUUAGUUAAAAGUUAAAAUACGUCUUAAAAAGUAAUUAAUUAAAUAAAUAAAACUAUAGGAAAA
Messenger RNA from Calliphora vicina (urban bluebottle blowfly), 588 nucleotides. RefSeq lists its product as uncharacterized. Bases 253 to 519 code for a protein of 88 amino acids. The record is from RefSeq and is a predicted model, not a curated record. The transcript is spliced from 2 exons. NCBI's taxonomy places the organism in Eukaryota, Metazoa, Arthropoda, Insecta, Diptera, Calliphoridae. Gene Ontology annotation, molecular function: chitin binding.